Laetiporus sulphureus 93-53 is the source of this 1978-nucleotide messenger RNA. RefSeq lists its product as uncharacterized. Gene Ontology annotation, molecular function: protein binding. The transcript is spliced from 3 exons. Lineage: Eukaryota; Fungi; Basidiomycota; Agaricomycetes; Polyporales; Laetiporaceae. The record is from RefSeq and is a predicted model, not a curated record. The coding region runs from base 129 to 1826 and encodes 565 amino acids.
GCCGAUUCGUUGGUCUGCCUCGUUUCUGAGGUCCCACCGUUCUUCACGUCAAAAGAAUUAUUUGUCAUUGCGCGGGCAAACCGACACUGUGUUCAGCCGUCUCUCCCCCCUCCCAUCCCUCUAUCGUUAUGGCGAAUCUUCACGACGACGCCUUCCGCGGCAAGCUGACCCUUGAUCGCCUGAAAACGUAUCUUGCCUCCAGUCCCUCUGCGAUAAACUCGGUCGGAGGCAAGAAUUCCUUGACUCCUCUCGCUGCUGCAUGUUGGAAUGGUCACCUGGAUGUCGUCAACCUUCUUCUCGACAAUCCAAUCCACCUCGCUGACCCGGAUGUCCCUUCCCGUUACGGACGCACUCCCCUCCACAUCGUCACCACACACGCCCGUAUUCGCCGCAUGGAGAUCGUGCGCGCACUCAUCGACGCAGGUGCUGAUGUCGAUGCCCGCGACGAGGAUGAUUUUACUCCACUCAUGUACGCGGUCGCAGAGGUGCGGGAUAAGGAUGUCGUGCGCGAGCUCGUGGAUCGUGGCGCAUCGCUGUCGCAGCAAAACAAGCACAAUCAGACCGCGAGGACCCUCGCCAGAGAGGCUGGGUUGGAGGACGAGCUGCGCACGAGGGAGGAGAGGAGCUCGAGUCGAGCGGAGAUCAUCAACCUUCUCGUAGCCCUGGUCGUAUUCAUUUUGGCAUAUGUCAAUAGCGGGCUCGUAGAAGACGUCAUCAAGGGCACCGUGCAGCAACUGUAUGGUAUCACUGGCACGAAAGGCACCAAGGGUCAGGAUCAGGAAAUCAAGCCUGCGUUUGACGAAACGCUAAAGGAUAUCAACGACAUCAGAGAGGAGCGGAAGAAGAUGAAGGAUCUGGAGGUGAACGGCGGGUCUCGCGGUGAUCAAAAGCUUGUAGAUGGCAAGGAUAUCGACGAGAAAAACUCUCUUAUCACACCUAUCAGCCCGGAUUCUCCAGCUUCUGUUGCAUCUAUUAUUCCGGAUGUAUCCAAGCCGGAACCUGUCACUGUCGAGGAAUUCUCCUCCGCCGUGAAUCAAUACGCCCACGAGACUAACCUCGAGAAGUUCUUCGCACCUGGAGACCCUUUCCUCGAGGAGCUCGCUAAAAGUGCUGCUGCACUCCGUAACGACCCCACGACGCUCCUUGGGUCCCCAAAGAACAUCAAACGUCUCAUCGCCCUCUCGCUUUACCAACCGGUCAUCUAUUGUGACGAUAGUGGCUCUAUGCACAAGGGCAACCGCUGGUCCGACCAGAGGGAACUCGUCAACCGCGUAGCUCGCAUUUCCACCAAGAUUGUCCCGGAUAACCUUGGUGUUGAGCUUCGCUUCAUCAACUCGAAGGCCUCCAGUAAUCUCACUGCCGCGGACGUAGAUGCCGCUGUUACUGCGGUGAGGCCUUCGGGUGGGACGGCCAUAGGCACAGUCCUCCGCCGUACGAUCUUGGAGCCGCUCGUUUACGAAGUGAUCUCCGACCCUAAUCGAAAGCUCAGCCGUCCGCUUCUCAUAUGCACCAUCACUGAUGGUUGUCCCUCCGGCGAGCCUCAGACCAUGCUGAAAGACGUAAUUGUCGAAUGCAAGCGCAGAUUGGUGGAUGCUGGAUAUGAGCCGCAUUCGGUGAUGUUCAGCAUCAGCCAAUUGGGAGAUGACAAGAAGGCGACCAACUUCCUCAACGACCUGAGGCAUGAGCACGAGAUCAGAGAUGUGCUCUACUGCACCACUGACCGACUUGACAGCAAGUUCCAAGAGCUUGCGUCGAAUGAGAAGAGGUUGGAGGAAUGGCUCUUGAAGCUGUUGACGAAGCCGAUUAUGGACGCAGGGGCGGAGUGAGGGUCUUCUGUUCUCCAUCUAUGGCCUUUCUGAUCACCGUGUCAUUUCAUAUUUUGUUCUAGCACUUGUUACAGUACAUUGCGACUUCAUUGGCGAGAUGUAACCGUAGUAAUUCGCACGUUUCUGACUUGUUCGCUUGCGGUCAUCUCGUC